CCACGAAACGCGGGCGCUGCGCUUUGGCCUCAAGAGAGGGAAGCUCAUCUACGUCUUCAAGUACCCUAACCACGACGUCGAGCACAACAAACAUCGCAACGUCAUCACACGCGCCCGUAUUGUCAAGAACGCGCUCGUAGCCGCAGGAUACCGGCUCAUACCUUGGGACUAUAAGAAAUCGCAGCGGCCGAGCUUCUGGAAGGACGAGGAGCCGGGAACAAUGGAGGAGGAAGAUGACGAUCUCUAUGGGCCUUCCGAGACGGUGGCGCCAGCAAAGCAGGAGAAGAAGGAAGAGGAAUCGGAUGGAGAGAACGGGGACGCAGCUAUGCAUGAAAGCGAGGAGUCUGAUGAGGAGGAAAGCGAGAGUGAAUCCGAUCUCGAAAUCAUCAUUGACAAGCCUCAAGUAGCUCCCAAACUGCCUCCACAACAAGAAUCAAAAGCCAUAAAGAUCGAAGCACCUUCUCAACAACAACCUCCCUCCGCGAAACCCACAAGCACCCAAACAGCCACUGCAGGAACCGCAGCACACCCCACCGUCCCCUCCAUACCCGGCACCGCCUACCCCGCCGUCCGCUCCUCCACCAUCGACGUCAAUGCCGACCCCGUGUACCCUCCAGUGGGGAAACCCAUUUCGCAAAUCAUCGACCUCGAUGCCGACCUGGCGGAGAGCACGAAGCCCUGGCGUCUACCCGGAGCGGACCAAUCCGACUACUUUAAUUACGGCUUCGACGAAUUUACCUGGGUAGGGUAUUGCGAGAAGCAGAAGAUAAUGGCGGAGGCGCGCGAGACGAUGUCGAAUGAGACUGCCCAGCUUCAGUCCAUGUUUGGUGGGAUGAUACCGGGCAUGGUUGGGAUGCCGGGAAUGCCUGGGCCUACGGGCCCGAGUGCCGACGGGGGUGCUGGUGCUGGCGCUGGUGCCAAUGUGGGCGUGCCUGGCGCGCCGACGGGGCCCGCUGCGGCGGCGGGAGGGAUGGGCGGCAUGCCACAGAUGCCGCCCGAGAUGGUACAGAACUUAGCCAUGAUGGCCGGUGUGCCUGCGCCAAUGGUGCAGAGCGAGCUUGACCAGAUGCAGGCUCAGGGCGCUGACUUCGUGAAUAUGGACUUACCCAGCUUCAUAGCAAGGGUGCAGGCAAGAGCUGGAGGAGGUAUGGGUGGUGGAUAUGGAGGUCCACAGGGCGGUUAUGGUGGUCAAGGUGGAAGGGGAGGUGGUGGGAGAAGGGGUCGAUGGUGAUUUUGACUUGAAUCAUGGCUGAGAUCACUCACACUUCAAAUGGAUCGUGAGUUUUCAGUACGAAUAACUGGCUGGCCUUGGUAGGGCUUCUUUUGGGUUCUGAACUUGGCAUGGUCCGGCGUUAGUGUACGAUACCAGGACAAAUAUUGGAAGACAUGUAGAACCCCACAUAGACCAACCACCCGGUGCACUCCAACAUG
Westerdykella ornata is the source of this 1431-nucleotide messenger RNA. Its product is annotated as Fip1-domain-containing protein. The coding region runs from base 221 to 1231 and encodes 336 amino acids. Gene Ontology annotation, molecular function: RNA binding. The record is from RefSeq and is a predicted model, not a curated record. Gene Ontology annotation, cellular component: mRNA cleavage and polyadenylation specificity factor complex. The transcript has 3 exons. NCBI's taxonomy places the organism in Eukaryota, Fungi, Ascomycota, Dothideomycetes, Pleosporales, Sporormiaceae.